AUGAGCGGCUCUUCUUUGAGACCGAGUAUGCCUAGUCGGCCAGUCUCCAAUAUAAGCCAAAUAUCUCUGAACAAAGCAUUACCGCCAACGCCUGGGCCAGAUGCUUCCGACCUAACCACUUUACUUAUUGGCCCUAAGAAGCGCCGAUUCAAAGUCAACCACAGGCUACUUUGCGAAGUCUCUCCAUUUUUCCAGGAACGCCUUGAAGACCCUUUCCACUCACAAACAGUCUCAUUGUGGCUUCCCAGCGAGUCGCCAGCCAUGUUUGGCCUAUUCAUUGAGUGGGUACACUCUCCAGAAACAUUCCGUGACUAUCUCGACAGCGCAAUUCACUCGGCCUUCAAAAAGAGAGAACAGGCGUCACUCGAUAUUCACUGGGCAAUCAUUCACCUCCAUCUCUUUGCCUCACAACUAUCUCUAAGCGACCUACAAGAUGCUUCUAUGGAUGCCAUUCAGGAUUUGUACCUCAAGUACGACUGGGAUGUACCGCCGAAACUGAUCGUUUACCUUUACACCGAAUGCGAGGCAGAGCCUUCAAUCUGCCUUCGCCGCUGGGCAGUCGCCAUGGUAGCAUUUCGCCUCGCUGUUGGUAGCCAGCCCACGUUCCCAGAACAAGAUUCGACAAGUCUGGACCCUAAUCAGUUUUACGCACUGUUCCAAUCGCUUUCCGAAUUCUCAGCUGAUUACGCUCAACAUAUCAAAUAUAUGAAGGAGUCUGGUCAUGAUAUUCAAGUCAAGAAUCCACAACUCCGUAUGCCGGAAAAUGAAGAGAGCAAUGAUGGACAAUUCUAUGGGUUCCGGCAAUGUUCGUUUCAUUCACAUAGCUCCGAGGUUGGCGAGGGCCCAUGCCCUCUCGCGGCUGGAAGGUCACCCAGCAGAGCUAUGAGCGCACCAGAUCUACCAAAACCGAGAUGGGGAAAGCACAAACGUCAAGAGAGCAGCAAUCCACCAAGAUCUUUAUUUCCAAGGAAUAGCAACAGGGAAGACGAAGAGAGAACGGGAGGCUUCUCACAAUCGCUUAGCUCGAUCGCGUCUAAGUUUUCAUGA
This is a messenger RNA of Trichoderma gamsii, 1047 nucleotides long. RefSeq lists its product as hypothetical. The transcript has a single exon. The record is from RefSeq and is a predicted model, not a curated record. NCBI's taxonomy places the organism in Eukaryota, Fungi, Ascomycota, Sordariomycetes, Hypocreales, Hypocreaceae. The coding region runs from base 1 to 1047 and encodes 348 amino acids.